CUCGAUCUCUACCGUCCACGCGUGGAUUAUUCGCGGCUAAUAAACGAACAGAGUCACGCUCCCCAACCACUAUAUAUACACCAACACACCCUCUGUUUUCUCUCGUAGAAAUCCGGUCCCGUUUGAGAGCCACUGCUUUUGCCUUACUAAGAGAUUGAAGAGCUUUUCUUGGUUGUUCAAAGUUUCAAUCAGACAAAGUACAUGGUUGAACUAGACGUCCAGAUCCCCUCUGCUUUCGACCCAUUUGCUGACGCCGAGAACUUGGAUGCCACCGGAGCCAAAGAGUAUGUGCACAUCCGCAUCCAGCAGAGGAAUGGGAAGAAGUGCCUAACCACAGUGCAAGGCCUCAAGGGGAACUUCAGCUACGACAAGAUCCUCAAGGACGUUAAGAAACAGUUCUGCUGCAAUGGGAAUGUGGUGCAGGACAAGGUGAUGGGAAAGAUCAUCCAGCUCCAAGGGGAUCAACGCAAGAACGUGUCUCAUUUUCUUGUGCAGGCUGGGAUUGUGAAGAAGGAGCAGAUCAAGAUACAUGGUUUUUAAGGAAUUGGGUGCUGCUAUAUAUAUGUAUUUUGUAAUUGGUGCCUGUGGGAUUGUCAGCUGAGAUAUUAUUCUGGCAACCUUUAUAUAUAUGUAUGUGGGGUUUAUAGACCCGAUUAAGCUUUUGUGUCUGGGCUGCUUUUUUGGUUUCAGUUGAUGGGGAUUUCAGUGGAUUGUGAUGAAGUUCCACCAUUAAUAAUACUGGAUUCUAUUCCUUUGGAAA
Corylus avellana is the source of this 760-nucleotide messenger RNA. Its product is annotated as Translation initiation factor SUI1 family protein. Gene Ontology annotation, biological process: translational initiation. The record is from RefSeq and is a predicted model, not a curated record. Gene Ontology annotation, molecular function: translation initiation factor activity. Lineage: Eukaryota; Viridiplantae; Streptophyta; Magnoliopsida; Fagales; Betulaceae.